Cricetulus griseus (Chinese hamster) is the source of this 770-nucleotide messenger RNA. The record is from RefSeq and is a predicted model, not a curated record. Lineage: Eukaryota; Metazoa; Chordata; Mammalia; Rodentia; Cricetidae.
AAAGUCCAGGGUCGUCCUUCGUGACACAGUGGAAAAGAAAAAGAAAAGGGAAAGUAUUAUCGCAGCACGGUGACUCUCUACCUGUAAUCCCAGCAUUUAAACAGCUAACUCAGGAGGGCUGACAUGAGUCCGAGGCCAGCCUUGACUACGUGAGAAGCUAUCUGCUGUAGCUACGUGGCCACCUAGAAGAGAAUGAAUAAAGUACCGUGGGUCACUAGGCAUCUCCAAAGACCAUGGCAGCAGCCAGGGCUAGCCUGGGCCGGAUCCUCCCCGAGUCCUGCAUCCUGUUCCUAUGUGACAUGCAGGAGAAACUUCGAGGCAAAGUCCUCUACUUCCCACAGAUCGUGUCAAUGGCCGCUCGGAUGCUUAAGGUGGCCCGGCUGCUGGAUGUCCCUGUCUUGCUGACGGAGCAGUACCCACAAGGCCUGGGCCCCACAGUUCCCGAGCUGGGUGCUCAGGGCCUACAAGCCAUGAGCAAAACCUGCUUUAGUAUGGUGCCCCCGUUGCAGCAGGAGCUGGACAAACGGCCCCAGCUGCGCUCGGUGCUGCUCUGUGGCCUUGAGACCCAAGGCUGCAUCUUGCACACGGCCCUCGACCUCCUGGACCGAGGGCUACAGGUCCAUGUGGCGGUGGAUGCCUGCUCUUCUAGAAGCGAGCUGAACCGGCUGGUGGCACUGGAUCGGAUGAGACAGAGUGGUGUCUUUCUGUCUACCAGCGAAGUUCUGAUUCUUCAACUGGUAAAGGACGCUGCACACCCACAGUUCAAGGAG